UUCCUCCUGCGCUUCUGUUUGCGCUUCGUCCUUCUCUCUCUCUCUCUCUCUCUCUCUCUCUUUCACUCUCUCUCUCUUUCUCUCCCGCCCCCCCGAUCUGUAUGCAUGUGUGUGUAUGUGAGACAGAGUGAGUGCGCGCUCGCGCGUGUGUGCAUGUGUGUGUGUAUGUGUGUGUGAGUGAGUGUGUGUAUGAGAGAGAGAGAGAGAGUGUGUGAGUGAGUGUGUAUCUGGUAGUUUUACUGCCCUGUAGUUUUUUUUUCUAAGACAGCGCUAUGGAUGGAGACGGGAGUCAAGCCACGUCCGGAAGCCCGAACGACACACAGCAUGACCCGGGCAAAAUGUUUAUCGGUGGCCUGAGCUGGCAGACCUCACCAGACAGCCUUAGAGACUAUUUCAGCAAAUUUGGAGAGAUCAGAGAAUGCAUGGUGAUGCGAGACCCCACAACCAAACGCUCAAGAGGCUUCGGGUUCGUUACGUUCGCUGACGCGGCCAGUGUAGAUAAAGUCCUAGCUCAGCCGCACCACGAAUUAGACUCAAAGACGAUUGACCCUAAAGUGGCCUUCCCUCGCCGCGCUCAGCCUAAGAUGGUCACAAGAACGAAGAAAAUAUUUGUGGGGGGUUUGUCAGCGAACACAGUGGUGGACGACGUGAAGCAGUAUUUCGAGCAGUUCGGAAAGGUAGAAGAUGCUAUGCUGAUGUUCGACAAGACCACUAACAGACACAGAGGCUUUGGCUUCGUAACGUUCGAGAAUGAAGACGUCGUAGAGAAAGUCUGUGAAAUUCAUUUCCAUGAAAUCAAUAAUAAAAUGGUAGAAUGUAAGAAGGCCCAGCCGAAAGAGGUGAUGUUCCCUCCAGGCACACGGGGCAGGGCCAGGGGUCUGCCCUACACCAUGGACGCCUUCAUGCUGGGAAUGGGAAUGCUGAGUUACCCAAACAUCGUGGCGACCUAUGGACGUGGAUACACUGGAUUUGCUCCGAGUUAUAGCUACCAGUUUCCCGGUUUCCCGGCGGCAGCGUAUGGUCCGGUGGCGGCGGCGGCAGCGGUGGCAGCAGCACGAGGCUCAGGUAGGGGCGCCCGAGGAAGAGGCAGCUACGUGGCGUACCCACAGAACCCGGGGCCAGGCUUUCCCGAUUAUGGGUUUUAUUCCGCGCCCAGUGACCAGCGGGGAGCACCCUGCUCCUUUGCCGACUAUGGCUCCCUGGGGCCUCAGGCGGCUCAGAUGCUGCAAAGCGAGCACGCCACAUCUGCCUGCAACUCUCCCCUGCAGCACCUUCACAGCCCGGAUCAGUUUAAGAGCCCAGGCGCUAACCCUGCUCGGCCUGGAGCCUUCCCGGGUGCCAACAGUCCAGGGCCUGUAGCUGAUCUGUACGGCCCGACCAGUCAGGAAUCGGCCGUGGGGAACUACAUCAGUGCUGCUAGUCCUCAGCCUGGAUCUGGCUUCAGCCAUGGUAUUGCUGGCCCCUUGAUUGCAACGGCUUUUACAAACGGAUACCAUUGAAACCUAACAGGUGGUCGGUCGCCAUCUCAGCGGAGCGUAAAUCUGGAGGUUCUGGGAAGACGGGCCAAAGUUUCUAACUGGUCGUGUACAGGUGAUGACGUGAGACUUCAAGCACUGCAGCCUCCCAUCGGUGAAAGUGACAUGAGGGUGGCACCCUGAAAGAAGUAAAGAAGAAAGGAUAUGUUAAGCUCAUCAAAAAAAAAAAUAAUAAUAAAAUAAUAAUAAUAAUAAUAAUAUUAACUGCUGUACCAUAAACUACCCCCCACCCUCUUGUAACCACGUAACUUUUAUUUGUUCUGUAUAGCAUUUUAUUUCUCUUCAUUUCCUUUUGCUUUUAGUUGGUUAAUUCGCGUAGCUGAUGACAAAAAAAAAAAAAAUGAAAAAAAGUUUAGUUUGGUUUUGUGAUCAUUUCGAUUUUGCUUAUCAAUCAUGUGAAUUUUCUUUCUGCAGUGUAGUAUGUGUGUUUACUGGUCAUGUCUGAAUUACUUUUGGUACCAAUUGUUGUAAAGCUCCGAUUUUAUGGUGUCAUAUUUGCACAAGAACAGUUAAAGAUCCAGCGUUAGACCUACAAGAGAACAUUUAAUUUCGAGUGAAAAACAAGAGGGUAACUGAUCUAAUCAAUCUUAGUAGCUGUUUUUAAUUCUUGUGAUGUCUCAUUGUCGAUCAUAAUUACCUAUUUUUGGGCAAUACAAAGAGGACUCCAAUA
Molecule: messenger RNA, 2205 nt
Organism: Silurus meridionalis
Lineage: Eukaryota; Metazoa; Chordata; Actinopteri; Siluriformes; Siluridae
Gene: msi2a
Product: musashi RNA-binding protein 2a
Exons: 15
Coding region: 273-1499 (408 amino acids)
Cellular component (GO): cytoplasm
Molecular function (GO): RNA binding
Source: RefSeq, a predicted model, not a curated record